AUGGUGGUGCUCUUUUUGAUCUUGCGCCAGAGCCAGCGUCGCCAGUACGUUCCCAGAACAUACAUCGGAGCUCUGCGCCAGCAUGAGCGCACUCCCGCACCAAAGCCCGGCCUCUUUGGCUGGGUCAGCUCCAUGUGGAGCCUGCCAGAUACCUACGUCCUGCGCCAUCAGUCCAUGGAUGCCUACCUGCUGCUGCGCUACCUCAAGAUCGCAACGGCUCUCUGCUUCUUUGGAUGUCUUAUCACUUGGCCCGUGCUUUUCCCAGUCAACAUCACCGGUCAUGGCGGCCGCCAGCAGCUUGAUAUGCUGGCCAUUGGCAACGUGGACGCCAAGCGUCCCGGCAAUCUGUACAGAUACUUUGCCCAUUGUUUCGUUGCUUGGGCUUUCGUCGGAUUCGUAUUCUGGAUGGUUACUCGUGAACUGCUUUACUUUAUCAACCUGCGACAGGCUUACUUCAUGUCUCCGUUGUAUGCGGAGCGCAUCUCCUCCAAGACUGUGCUCUUCACCUCGGUGCCGGAGGAGUACUGCGACGAGGCCAAGAUGCGCGCCAUGUACGGAAACGACAAGGUCAAGAAUGUCUGGCUCGUCACUGAUGUCAAGGAGCUCGAGAAACUCGUCGAGGAGCGUGAUAAGGCUGCCUUCCUACUUGAGGGUGCCGAGACCAAGCUCAUCAAGAUGGCCAACGUUGCUCGAGGCAAGGCCCUCCAGAAGGGAGGCGAAGUUGAUGACCCAGCUGCACAUGGAAAUAUCGGCGAAGCUGAGUCUGGCUCUGUUGCCGCACGCUGGGUUAAGCCAAACCAGCGACCAACCCACCGUCUCCUGCCCAUCAUUGGCAAGAAGGUCGACAGCAUCAACUGGGCCCGUGAGGAAAUCGGACGUUUGACCCCUGAUAUCGAUAACCUGCAGCGUAGCCACCUCAACGGGCAAGCCAAACGCAUCUCUGCCGUUUUCGUUGAAUUCAUCAACCAGAAUGAGGCUCAGGCUGCUUACCAAAUGUUGGCUCAUAACCUUCCGCUUCACAUGGCUCCUCGCUACAUCGGUAUCAACCCAAGUGACAUCAUCUGGUCUAACCUGCGCAUCAAAUGGUGGGAGCUCAUCAUCCGUUAUUCUGUCACUAUCGCUGCCGUUACUGCACUCAUCGUCUUCUGGGCUAUUCCCGUUGCCGCUGUUGGUGCCAUCUCAAACAUCGACUAUCUGAUGGCGAAGGUUCCAUUCUUGAGAUUCAUUGGCAAAAUCCCACCUGUGAUUCUCGGUGUUGUCACUGGAUUGCUCCCUACUAUCUUGCUUGCUGUCCUCAUGGCCCUGUUGCCAAUUGUUCUUAGGCUCCUUGCUAAGCUUGGAGGAUGCCCUACCAAGGCUGCCGUCGAGCUGCGCACUCAGAACUUCUAUUUUGGAUUCCAAGUCGUUCAGGUUUUCCUGGUUGUCACUUUGUCGUCCGCUGCUUCUAGCGCUGUCAGUGAUAUCAUCAAGAACCCUUCCUCCGCCCCUGGCUUGCUCGCUAGAAGCAUUCCAACUGCCUCCAACUUCUACAUCUCCUAUAUCAUUCUUCAGGGCUUGACCUUCAGCGCUGGCGCUCUUCUUCAGAUUGCUGGUUUGAUCAUCUCCAAGCUCCUCGGCAUGAUUCUGGACAACACUCCUCGCAAGAUGUACACCCGUUGGGCUACCCUUUCUGGUAUGGGAUGGGGCACCAUAUUGCCUGUUCUCACUAACCUCGUUGUCAUUGCUAACAUCUACCCAGCUAUCACUUAUGGAGCCAUUGCCCCCUUGGUUCUUGGAUUUGCUACCGUCGGCAUGUUGCUCUUCUACCUCUCUUUCCGCUACAACGUCUUGUACGUCAACGACACCGACAUCGACACCAAGGGCAUGAUCUAUCCACGCGCCCUCAAACAGACCCUCGUUGGCUGCUACCUCCUUAUUAUCUGUUUGAUCGGCCUUUUUGCCAUUGGUACUGCCUCUGACAGAUCCGCUACUGCCCCUAUGAUCCUUAUGAUUGUCUUCUUGGUGUUCACCAUCCUUUACCAUAUCUCCCUGGUCAAUGCUGUGAACCCACUUCUCAAUUAUCUGCCAAAGAAUCUCGAAGCCGUCGAACAGCAGCACCAGGCUCUUCUCGCCCAGAACAACAAUGGCCAGCCUGCUGCCCACAAUGGUGAUGUCGAGAAGGGUGAUGUUCGUGGUGCCACUAAUCAACCAAACAUGAUCGCUAAAUUCCUUGGACUCAACAAGUAUGAGGGCUACGAGCAGCUUCGCGAACUCGUCCCCCACGGUGCCUAUGACACUGACUACCCAGCCGAAGUGGAGAGAAACGCAUACUAUCAUCCCUCCAUCACUUCUACUGCACCUCUUCUCUGGAUUCCCCGUGAUGCUGCCGGCGUCUCUCGCCAGGAAGUCAUUCACACCAGCCGUUACAUUGGUAUCACUGACGAAGACGCCACCAUUAACGACCAGGGCAAGAUUGCCUGGGAUGAAGAAAGCGGCGCUCCUCCUAUCCAAGAGGAGAAGAUCUACUACUAG
Trichophyton benhamiae CBS 112371 is the source of this 2511-nucleotide messenger RNA. RefSeq lists its product as uncharacterized. The transcript has 5 exons. Gene Ontology annotation, cellular component: plasma membrane. The coding region runs from base 1 to 2511 and encodes 836 amino acids. Lineage: Eukaryota; Fungi; Ascomycota; Eurotiomycetes; Onygenales; Arthrodermataceae. Gene Ontology annotation, molecular function: calcium-activated cation channel activity. The record is from RefSeq and is a predicted model, not a curated record.